AUGUCCUCCGCCGCCCCUCAGAGACUACCUUUUUGGGCGCUUCUGCAGGACCAAAGCGCGGUUGAUGGCCAAGCUACUCUCGUUCGAGCCGGUACUUACGAUCACAAAGAUCACGAGAAGCAGUGGGUUGCACGCCAACCCGCCCUCUACGAACGGGGAUACUCGCUCAGGCCGCGCUACGUUCCGGGAUGGAAGCCGUCCUGGGAAGGCACGAAUCGACAUCCUUUGUACUGCGAAGAUUCGGUUGCCCCACUUAUGACAAACGUCAUAGACGCUGCACGCCUCAGUGACGGCAAGCUCGUGGCCAUCAAGACCACCAACCGUCAACGGGAGCUCGAUAUAGCUCGAUACCUCACCUCAGUGAAGGAUUCUCAAAACCACUGUGUUCCCCUGAUAGACGUCCUUCCAGAUUCUUUGGUCCCUGAGUCGUUCUUGGUCGUCAUGCCUUACCUUCGUCCUUUCAACUUUCCUCCUUUGGACAACUUUGGAGAGCUGUUCACAUUCAUUGACCAGACGUUGGAGGGUCUAUCCUUCCUCCACAGACACAGAAUAGCGCAUCGAGACAUUUGCCCCCUCAACAUCAUGAUGGACGCCCGGUCGCUGUAUCCUGGCGGACACCAUCCCGUCCGGCUGGACACUACACCCGAUACAAUAUACAAGGCGAAACCCCUCUCGAGAACGACCUAUCCAGUGACAUACUACUAUAUCGAUUUUGGUCUAUCACGCCGUUUUGCUGAGGGAGAAUCCACUAUGGUUCUCGGCGACGUUGGACAAGACGCAGAUGUCCCCGAACUCUCCGAGACUGUACCAUACGACGCGUUCAAGGUCGAUAUCUUUUCCCUCGGUAAUCUGUACUUCGCAGAGUUCUUGCAGCUGUACCAACGACUGGAAUUCGUCAACCCAUUGGUCAACGAUAUGAAACAGCACGAUCCAAAUGCGCGUCCACACAUCGAUGACGUGAUCAAGGGUUGGAAGAAGAUCCGGACUGCGAACGAGAGCAAGUCGUCAUGGCGUCUGCUUCGUCACUCAGAAACCCAAGUAUCACGUUUGAUGGAGGACGUUACGACCACUCUCAUGACGGGCUUGUUGCACGUCGUGGACCGCUUUUCAUAG
Messenger RNA from Epithele typhae, 1113 nucleotides. RefSeq names its product kinase-like protein. The transcript is spliced from 5 exons. The record is from RefSeq and is a predicted model, not a curated record. The coding region runs from base 1 to 1113 and encodes 370 amino acids. Gene Ontology annotation, biological process: intracellular signal transduction; protein phosphorylation. NCBI's taxonomy places the organism in Eukaryota, Fungi, Basidiomycota, Agaricomycetes, Polyporales, Epitheliaceae. Gene Ontology annotation, molecular function: protein serine/threonine kinase activity; ATP binding.